GUGGGGGGCACAGCCAGAGGCGUCUCUCUGGUGUGUUGUGUGAUACAGUAAUGGCUGAAACGGCUGACUAGGCAGCUGAAGACUGGUUUGAAAAAGACUAAAUCACUUCCUGAUGAACCCUACCGAUCAGAAGAAGAACUGCGUGGCUGGCUGGAGGAGGCUGGGGAGAAAAACUGACACGUGGAUUACUCCUCCUAGGGCAUCAGGAAAAACAGUCUCCCUCCUCUAGCUCAGUUCCGCGAACCGUCGCCUGUUGUCCCUGUUAGUCCAGUCCUUCAGGUUAUGGCUAUAAAUGACGUAAAUCCGAGAUAUGAUUGUGCAAAUACUUUGUAAGAAGGCUGGUGUUUCUCUAUACGUUUACUUUUCUCACUGACUGAUCGACGGCGGGGGAAGAGAUUGAAAGUAAAUAGUCGAAGCGGUUGGAAGGAGGCUGCCGUUACCUCUCGUUGAAUGGCAGUUAUUCAAAAAUAUGGCAAGAACUAUAGUCCAGAUUUGGUCUGUCACAAGGAAAACCAUCCGUCUGAUAAGAUCGGAGCCCCUGGAUGUCACAAGAAGUGGGCUGAACACAACACCAACUGGCCAAGGCCAGUGGCGAGGGUAUGGACGGUGGUGCUGCUGCUUGGGACAUGCCUCCUCUACUGCGCUCGUGUGGCGAUGCCCAUCUGCGCCGUCAGCAUGGCAGAGCAGUUCAGCUGGACCAAGAGGGAGUCCGGCAUGGUGCUGGGCAGCUUUUUCUGGGGCUACUGCUUCACCCAAGUGUUCGGAGGCUACGUCAGUGACAGGGUGGGAGGUGAGAAGGUCCUCCUGCUGUCUGCGGCAGCCUGGGGGUCGAUGACAGCCUUCACCCCCAUCCUGGCCCACUUCUGUUCCCAGCCAAUCCUCUCCAUGACACUGGCCCGCUUCCUCAUGGGCCUGUUGCAAGGAGUUCAUUACCCUUCUCUCGCGAGUCUCUGCUCUCAAAAGGUGGUGGAAAGUGAGAGAGGCUUCCUCAUGAGCACCGUGGGUAGUGGCUCCUACCUGGGCACUCUGGUGAUAGGAGGGGCUGGCUCCCUCAUGUUGGACCUGUAUGGCUGGGAGAGCGUUUUCUAUGUCUCUGGUCUCCUCUCGGUCAUGUGGGCCUACUGCAUGUGGAAGUAUCUACUCAAAGGAGAAGGGCCUAUCAUCACCCUGGAGUCCCUGGGAAGUGGUGGGCCCCAAUCCAAACUGUCCAAGAGACAUUGGUUGCGGCUCCUCAAACAACCUGCAGUCUGUGCUGUGAUCGUUACACACCUUUGCACAGCGAGCACCUUCUUCACUCUUUUGUCGUGGCUGCCAACAUUCUUUAAAGACACUUUCCCUGAUGCGAAGGGUUGGGUGUUCAAUGUCAUUCCUUGGUUCGUGGCCAUACCCUCAUCCCUCUUCAGUGGCUGCCUGUCUGACCACCUCAUCAGUCAAGGCUUUGAUACAGCCUCAGUGAGGAAGUUGAUGCAGUUUUUCUCCAUGGGUGUGUCCAGUGUGUUUACCCUUCUUCUGUGUGGCAACACCACCUUCCCCUGGGCUGUAGCAUUUGUGUCUGCCACCAUGGGCCUCACCACCUUCAGUCACAGCGGCGUGUCUGUAAAUGUCCAAGAUCUUGCUCCUUCCUGUGCUGGAGCAUUAUUUGGUGUUAUGAAUACAUGCGGUGCUUUCUCAGGGGUCCUAAUGGUGUAUUUCUCGGGGUAUCUCAUUGAGGCCACAGGCUCGUGGGCGUCUGUGUUUGCCCUCAUCACCACAGUCAACCUGCUGGGCCUCUGCACCUUCCUGGCUUUCGCUGAGGCCCGCCGGGUCGACAUUGACUCUAGCAAGGUGCGCCACCACAACAUUCACAUUUAAAUCAGUAGUCAUCAGAUGGACAAGGGUGCUAUUCCCAAGGAAGAGGUGACCUUGGGCAACCAGCAGCUAGGACAUUAUCCGUGUUGGAGAACUGGCCAAAGGAGCAGCACUUGGAUAAAGCCUGCAUAUAACAUCGGGGAAACUUUGGAUUGGAUCCGUGUCUGGUUGAGGGAAGAACUGCAACAGUUACUGAAAAGCACACAGCAUUGUCUGCACAAUGUCACUGAAAAAUCUUAUCGAGUUGAAUCCUACAAAAACACAGCCGUGUCAGUGGAUGCUGUGUGAGUUCAGGGAGGAGGACCAAACUACCUCCAGAUCCCAGCUCGUGCAGCAGAUGGUGGUCACACAGUUGCUUGGCUACUGUUUACGCUUGUUACAGAAUGCGUUACUUAAGUCGCAGAGAUGGUUAUCCGAAAAAGCAGUAGCUCACUUUUUUGUGUGUGUACCGAAGGAGCUGUGAGAAUGAUGGAUGUGUUAGUCUCAGGAGCUCUCUGACAGCUGUGACAGACCAAGGUGGUGGGUUCUUACCCUGCGGGAAUGGGGGAGGCGGUGUUUUUGACGCAGGGAGAGUCCUUUAGAGUCUUUUAUUACUAUGCCCUACUCACCCAUCUCUAAGAGAACUGUCUGAGUGACACCUCAUUACCCAGCCACUAAUUACUUGGCAGGCACUCUAAUGUCCUGUACGAUUUACCUUCUACGGUCCCCAUCCCCAUGGUUACAAGCUCAUCUUAUCUUUACAGUUCGGAGCGGGUCAUGCUUUAUUUCAACACGGUUUUGAAUGAGUACAUUCUCCCUGAUUGUUGUCCUGAAGAAUAUCUUUGGAGUCAGGAGACCAAAGGUUAUUAAUUAUUUUUAUUUUAUUUCUAUGUGAUUGCAUGUAAUAGAAAUACCUCACCUAAUUAUUUUGUGAACUUAUAUAUUUAUAUGGCUUAUUGAUUCCCUUUGUCCAUUUCAAAAAUGUUUUUGAGAGAAAAAAUAUAUUCAGUUAGAUAACAGAAAAAGUAACAUAUCAGCUAAGAUGAUAGAAAAUCAGUUAGUUAUCAAAAUCUGAUGCAGUAUGGAAAAGCCAAUAGUUGUCCUCACCUUUUCUUCCUUUCUGACCUGCACUUUUCAGUCUAAAGAGACAUUGGUAGAAAGAAACUUGUCCAUAUAUUCACUUCCACCCUCAUUAUCACACUUAACAUCAUUGUUACCUAGCAUCUAGACAGGAAGUGAUGUCAGUAUUUGGGAAGGAGCUCGUUAGCAGAGGAGGAAUCACAUUCACUUGUCAUGCUGGUGUCAGACAGUGUUUUCACCCUCUGGCUCAUUAAGGCAACUUUAAAUACCAUAGUCUCCAUGUUACACACUGUCAUAAUGAAUGUUGCAGGGCAGGUGAGAGGAUUACAAAUCAUGUCUUGGGUUCAGUUCAGUUGAAGAGCUGGAGAAGAUUUGGUGUAAUAUUACUGCAAAGUCUGUAGCAACAGCAAGUUAGCUGCACAGUUCUGACUGAAUGUUGAAAUGAUUUUCCGUAGCAUUUCUGUUUUACAUUUCACGUCCAAUCGAGAUGCUUACUUGACAUGUGUACCUUUUUUAAAUCUAUGCAUUUAUUAUUUUUGUGCCUAAUUUAAAGCAAUGAGAAAACUGCAAGUUGUGCUCAUUGUGGUCACACAGUGUCAUUGAUCAUUGCACAUUGCUAAUAUUUGCCUUGUUUUGCAGGAGUUGCUUUUGUGUCACUUGUCAUUGUUAUUUACAUACAAAGGCACAUAGGCUCAUGUUUUCUUGGAUGUUUUCUACAUGCACUUGGAAGUUUAUCUUUUGGCUGAACAUUAUGUCUAAUUUCUGAAAUGCCUGUUAUGUUUCUUACAGUGCCAUGGUCAGUGGUUACAAAAAUGAAAUCUGAUAUCCACGUCAUUUUUGAAUUUGUACAUACACUAUGUUUUAUAGUGAUUGUACAAAAAAGUGUAUGCCUGGACCUUUCAGAUACACAAUUAAGUCUAUUUACAUAAGAAUGCUUUACAAAAAUAAUCAGCCUUCAACAUUUUUAUUUAUUUAUUUUUUUUGGAAACCAAUGCCACACAUUCCUCAGAUGUUUAACCCGCCUUAGCAGAUGUGCAUUAUUUACAGCUACGUUCAUCGCUAGCCCCUUUUUCUCAGUUACUGUGUUGAUGUCCUGUAAAACGUAAACAUUUACAUGAUAAUUCGCUGGAGUUCUGUUCACCAACAUAUCUCACUGUAGGUUCCUGAAAGCCUUCUGGCAAUUAGUUUUUAAUAAUGUGUAAGAUAUGUAUGAUAAAGAGAAAAACAUUAUUGCAAGAAAAUGCAGUAUUCUAAUGCUUUUGAGAUAUGUUAUUGAUUUAAAAUCAUAUAUAAACUUUGAAUAAAAAUAUAUUUUGUCAGCA
Seriola aureovittata is the source of this 4229-nucleotide messenger RNA. RefSeq names its product solute carrier family 17 member 9b (gene slc17a9b). Gene Ontology annotation, molecular function: transmembrane transporter activity. The record is from RefSeq and is a predicted model, not a curated record. The transcript is spliced from 13 exons. The coding region runs from base 451 to 1851 and encodes 466 amino acids. Gene Ontology annotation, biological process: transmembrane transport. Gene Ontology annotation, cellular component: membrane. NCBI's taxonomy places the organism in Eukaryota, Metazoa, Chordata, Actinopteri, Carangiformes, Carangidae.